AUGUUGUGUUUAUUGUUUAGAUGGUUCAAUGAGAAAGCAGAUAGAAAUCGUGCCGAAGAACUAUUGAAUACAGUUCAACAAGAUGGGGCUUUUUUGCUGCGCUUUAGUUCUACUGAUAAAAACGUUUUUGUACUUUCUCUAAGAGUUGACGGCGAAAUAUGGCAUUAUCAUUUGAAACGGGAUGGUAGAAUUUUUGUUGUCAACCAAACAGUUUUCGAGAAUUUGAACCAAAUAGUUGAAUAUUAUUCAACCAGAGAAUUUGUCCGCGGGAUUUGUUUGAAAUAUCCCGUAGAUGAAAAUACUGUUACUGAUUCUACUGGUUCACGGUUUAGUAGCGACAGAGCACCUGGUUGUUAUAUGGAACUCAAGGACAUUGAUAAAGAGAUAUUGGUACGAGCUAUAGAACCAUACACUGGAUAUCUUCCCAGCGAGCUUACAUUCCCUGUAAAUGCAGUGAUAAGUGUGUUGAGGAAGGAAGGAGAUCGCUGGCGUGGCAAAUAUGGCAAUCAUUCUGGUUUUUUUCCUUCCCGAUGUGUUGUUGAACUGGAAACUUCUGAUAAUCAGCCGAAUGAAUUGUGUCUUUAUGCAGCUAUCGAUUUGGCUGAUUCUUUGAUUGAAGAAGUACCAUUUGAAGUUGCUGGUCGACCGUUUGCAUUUAAAAUCAGACGUGUUUCGGCGCACUGGAACCCAAGCGAAUACGUGUUGGCAGCCAAUUCAAAUGAAGAUCGUGAGGAUUGGUUAAAUAUUCUGCAUGAGUUGACUAGAACAGCUGCGGAUCGUAGUAUCUUAAUACGUACACGAGAAAAAAAUUUGCGAAUAGCUUCUGAAUUAUCUGAUUUGGUAGUUUACUGUCAGGCAGUCCCUUUCAAUUCACAGUUUGCAACACAAGGCAAUUUCUACGAGAUGUGCUCGUUCAGUGAAACAAAAUUCGAGAAACUGAUGGAGCGAGGUUUAGUUCAGUUUAAUUCUCGUCAGUUAUCACGCGUUUAUCCGCAAGGUUCACGUGUCACUUCAACAAACUAUGAUCCGGUACCAAUGUGGAAUGCUGCGUGCCAUAUGGUUGCACUAAACUAUCAAACUGGCGAUAGACCAAUGCAACUGAAUCAGGGCAAAUUUAUGGCGAAUGGUCAGUGUGGAUAUGUGCUGAAACCGUCUUAUAUGAUCGAUGAAAUGUUUUCUCCAGAUGCUGCCGAAAUAGUGUCUACCUCCUGUCCUAUUAUUCUAAUUGUUCAUGUGAUAGCAGGACAGCAUUUGUCGAGGAAAGAUAGAAAUCGGGGUAUAUGUUCUCCAGUUGUUACUGUAGAAGUUGUCGGUUUGCCGGCUGACUCCACUUCUACUCGAACAAGUGCUAUUGCUUCCAAUGGCUUGAAUCCGAUUUGGAAUGAAAAAUUUAGCUUCAAAGUCUACUGUCCAGAAAUAGCUUUACUUCGCUUCUAUGUUGAAGAUGGCGAUUUUAUGGGACCUAAAAUGGAUCCAUUUAUUGGGCAAGCCGUAUAUCCACUUGACUGCAUUCGCACUGGUUUUCGAUCUGUGAUACUUCGUAAUCAGUACGGCGAAGAAUUGGAAUUAUCAUCGUUACUUGUUUAUCUUGAUAUGCGCCGUCAAAGUAAUGAAGCAGAAGUUCUAAAUCCACAUGUUGCUUUGCAAGCUGGUCGAUGUCUUGCUGGUGGAUUGCAUAAAACGGUAACAUCGUCUAGUAUAUUUUCGGCGCGGUUGAAUUCAACUGACCAGAAUGAUUUUACACCACCAUUUUCAUCCAUUUUAUCUACAACGCAUGUCCCAGUUUCAGCGGAUUUAACAUCCUCAGAGUAA
Molecule: messenger RNA, 1812 nt
Organism: Acanthocheilonema viteae
Lineage: Eukaryota; Metazoa; Nematoda; Chromadorea; Rhabditida; Onchocercidae
Source: the annotation of a GenBank genome assembly